AUGCUGAAGAAGCUUUAUUAUUUAGAUUCUGAAGAAUCCUAUAUGCUGUAUAAGUGGAUUGGUGAAACUGGUGCUGAACAUUAUGUUAAAAUAGUCUAUAAUAGUAUUGAAUAUAGUGACAUGCAACUUAUUUGUGAAGCAUAUCAUUUAAUGAAAGAAGGACUUUACUUUGACUAG
Messenger RNA from Rhizophagus irregularis DAOM 181602=DAOM 197198, 177 nucleotides. The record is from RefSeq and is a predicted model, not a curated record. Lineage: Eukaryota; Fungi; Glomeromycota; Glomeromycetes; Glomerales; Glomeraceae.